Molecule: messenger RNA, 828 nt
Organism: Gossypium arboreum
Lineage: Eukaryota; Viridiplantae; Streptophyta; Magnoliopsida; Malvales; Malvaceae
Product: ethylene-responsive transcription factor 2-like
Exons: 1
Coding region: 100-789 (229 amino acids)
Biological process (GO): regulation of DNA-templated transcription; ethylene-activated signaling pathway
Molecular function (GO): DNA binding; DNA-binding transcription factor activity
Source: RefSeq, a predicted model, not a curated record
AAUCAAACAACAAAUUAUAGAAACUCAACGGAGCCAUUGAAAUCAAAUCCAUACCUGGUAGUCUCAAAGCGUCAAAGUCGUUUCUACCAACACACAAACAUGUACUGUGAUAGUGCUUCAAAUUUUAAUCUCAGCCUCUUGGACUCGAUUCGUCAGUAUCUUUUGGAAGAUGAUUUUGAUACAAUUCCAGGACAGGUUGUGGAAAAUCUACCAAAGAGAGAGCUUCAUGAUGAUGCGAUUAAUGUGGAUCAAUGGAUAAAUUUUGAUCAGUUGUCUGAUGCAGCGGAGGAGAAAGUCGCCGUUAAUAAUGUUUCAUUUCCCAGCUUAGAAGUGACUUCUGAGAUGGAGACUACCGCGGCUGUCCCUACUAAACCUCAGGCGCCGCCGAAGAAGGUGAAUUACAGGGGAGUAAGGAGAAGGCCGUGGGGGACAUACGCAGCGGAGAUAAGAGAUCCGAAACGAAACGGUGCGAGGAUCUGGCUCGGUACUUACGAGACUCCCGAGGGUGCUGCGCUAGCUUACGACAGAGCGGCUUUUAAUAUGCGUGGCGCAAAAGCGAAGCUGAAUUUUCCCCACCUCAUCGGCUCGAAUCAGGUGGAGCCGGUGAGAGUGAGCAGUAACAAGCGAAGAUCCCCUGAGACGUCUUCCUCUUGUUCAUCGGCUCAGUCGCCGUCAUCUCCGUCGUCCACGUUGACGUCUGAUGACGUAACUCCGAAGUCGAAACGGAGAAGUGUGAUGAACCGUUUUAGUAAAACAGAGUUUGAAGUAGACAUGUAUCAGUUGAUAUGAGAUGAAUUUUAAAUAACAAAAUUAUAGUUUAUAUUCCCA